AUGCCAUAUCUGUGUUUACCUACGUCCUACUAUGACAUCCUACGGGAUGCGCCGGAAGUCGCUCGACUUUGUCGAAGGUGUUCGUGCUGCGAGAACAAGAGACUGAGAGAUUAUGCCUUAGCAGGCAUUAGAACAGAGGAACUAGAGACUAGAGAAUUACUGGGGACUUAUGCCUUGCAGGCAUGGGAGCUAAGCACCGACAUACUAAAUGAUACUUGGAGUUUAUGCCUGAUAGGCAUGAGAGCAGAGGGCCAGACUACUCUUCGGUGGCACUCACCUCCGGCGAAGUUUACAAUGAGGCGGACCACUUUCAGAGGGGUCGUCACCUGGCGGCCUGUGAAGCCACAUGGAGGAUUCUGGGCUACAACAUCUCCGACAAGGACCCCGGUGUGGAAUGCCUCCCGAUCCACCUCCCCGGCCGCAACACCAUCCAGUAUGGGACGACUCGAGCUGAUUGAUUCUGCCGUGUCAGAAGGACAAUCAACCUACGUGUUCAUCAACGGGAAAGCUGGACGGGGGAAGACUUACUUGGUGGCGGCACUUCUGGACAAGUUCCGCUCUGAGGGACGAAUACCGUUGGUUGGUGCUUCAUCGGCAUUUGCUGCUGUCCUAUAUGAAGGUGGCACAACAAUCCACUCCCUGUUCAAGGUCCCCGUCAACGAGCGCAACGAGGAGCUGGAGUCUAUGGUCAGGUUGGGCACAGCAAGAGCGGACCUCAUACGGGAGGCAUGCUGCUUGUUCUGGGAUGAGGCCCCGAUGGCAAACAGCAGUACUGGCAUGUGUGGACGCCCUCCUCCGUCAGCUGGGGGAUCAACACCGGCCUUUUGGUGGGAAACCAUUUAUCCUGUUGGGUGA
Messenger RNA from Tremella mesenterica DSM 1558, 855 nucleotides. RefSeq lists its product as uncharacterized. The coding region runs from base 1 to 855 and encodes 284 amino acids. NCBI's taxonomy places the organism in Eukaryota, Fungi, Basidiomycota, Tremellomycetes, Tremellales, Tremellaceae. Gene Ontology annotation, molecular function: DNA helicase activity. The record is from RefSeq and is a predicted model, not a curated record. Gene Ontology annotation, biological process: telomere maintenance; DNA repair. The transcript is spliced from 4 exons.